AUGGCCUCCACGGAGACGGAACCAAGUGCCAGUGCAGAGGGCAAUGGAAUGACCGGUGGUGCGGAUCAAACCCCGUACAACAGACCAACAGGUACAAAUGCCUUAUUCACUGAGACCUUGGCCCUGUACGACGAGUACCAGCUGCACAGACUGACAAAGUUCUACCGGGACCGAUUGGAACAGGCCAUUGAGGAAGGCGUGGAGGACAUCAGCUCAAGGCUCAGACAGAAGGAAUGUUUCACCCCGCAGGAGCACACAAAACUCACUGAGCUCACACACAGUGGGCAGAGGAGACAAAGCUCCAAAUUUCUUCUGAACCUGGUGAUGGUGAAAGGUUCUGAGGCCCGGAGAGUGAUGUGGGAAUCCUUUGUGAAAAUGAGACCCACUUUGCCCAAACUGAACAAAAUCAUGACGGAAAUACAGCAACAAGGUGCCAGUCUAGUGGAUGAAGUGACCAUUGACCGAAGUGUAUCAGAUGUCUCCAGUGAUCUGAAAGCCAUUCAGCAAUUGCACAAGGAGACGUUAAAGAAACAAACUGAGAAACUGGAAGUGAAGACCAUCGUGAUAAAGGAGAAGGUGAAGCAGUUUCAGUUGGUUGAUCGCUACACGGAGCUGACAAUCAUUUCUGAUGUACGUGACCGGGAUCUGGUAGAACAUGAGCUGCUGUUGAGAGGCAGAGAACACGAGGAGUGGAGACAGAAGCAGCUCCGGGGAGAGCUGGAAAAAAUCCGAAUUGAUAAACUGUUCCACAGCAGCUUCUCUGGAGGAGGUCUAUUUUCCUGGUUGAAAAAAAUCUUCAAGAGAAGCGGACCUGGCAAUUUCACAGGGUCUUCCGCAGUAGUGAGUGGAGUGGCUGGGAUUGGAAAAACAACUAUGGUGCAAAAGAUUGUCAAUGACUGGGCCACAGGCAAAAUCUAUUCUCACUUUCACUUCAUAUUUAUUUUUAAAUUCCGAGAUCUAAACAGAUUAAACUGCAGAAUUACACUGAACCGCCUGACCGUGGAGCAGUAUCCUUACCUCAGGGGUGUUCUGGAUGAGCUGUGGAAACAACCAGAGACAUUGCUCUUUAUAUUUGAUGGUUUGGAUGAAUUUAGGGGAAGUAUUGAUUUCGCUGACAAUCGGAGAGACACAGAGCCUCAGCGCAGGUGCACAGACCCUGAAUUCCGUUGUAAAAUGUCUGACAUUGUGUACAGUUUAAUACAGAAAAAGCUGCUGCCAGGCUGCUCAGUGCUGGUGACCAGCCGCCCCACUGCAUUACAGUUACUGGCAAAGGCUCAGGUCAGUGUCUGGGCUGAAAUCCUGGGAUUUGUGGGUGAAGAGAAAAGGGAAUAUUUUCACAAGUUCUUUGAGGAUCAGGAGGUGGCGGCUGCUGUUUACAGCCACGUGGAGGAGAACGAGCUCCUGCUCACCAUGUGCUACAACCCGUCCUACUGCUGGAUCCUCGCUCUGUCUCUGGGUCCCUUCUUUACACGGAAACACAGCAACAAACAGCGAAUUGGUGAGAUGGCCUUCACUGGAGUCUCCCAGAGAAACAUUGUCUUUAAUGAUGAAGAUCUGAUCAAAUAUAACCUCCAGCCUUCCCAGUUCCUCUCUGGGUUUCUCGUGGAACUUGUGGAGAGAGAGUCUUCAGAUCACAGCGUGGUCUACACUUUUCCGCACCUCACCAUCCAGGAAUUUGUAGCCGCAGUCGCUCAGUUCCUGUCUCCAAAUACAGGAGAUCUGCAGAAACACCUCAAUAAAGCUCACAGGGAGGAGGACGGCCGGUUUGAGAUAUUCCUGCGCUUUGUUGCUGGUCUCUCCUCCCCACGGGCAGCUCAGCCACUGGAGGAGUUUCUGGGCCCAUUUGUCCAUCAGACAACCUGUGCGGUGAUCGAUUGGCUGAAGGAGAAGUUUAAAGCUCAGAUCAGUGACACGGUCACCGUCACUGGGAAAAGGAAGCUGCUGAACACACUCCACUACCUGUUUGAGUCUCAGAAUCAAGCUCUAGCACAGCUCACACUGGGCUCUAUACACACACUGACAUUUGGUGACUCCUCUCCAGAGAAAGCAUUGAGACUGACACCGAUAGACUGUGUUGUGGUGUCUCAGGCCAUUGGACUGUGUGACACAAUAAAACAACUGAAUCUGAAGAACUGCUACAUUCAGGAGGAGGGUCUCCAGCGUCUGGUUCCUGCUCUGCACAAGUGUCAAGAGUUGCU
Molecule: messenger RNA, 2198 nt
Organism: Callorhinchus milii (elephant shark)
Lineage: Eukaryota; Metazoa; Chordata; Chondrichthyes; Chimaeriformes; Callorhinchidae
Product: NACHT, LRR and PYD domains-containing protein 12-like
Exons: 6
Cellular component (GO): cytoplasm
Source: RefSeq, a predicted model, not a curated record